UUAAAGUUUGAGGAACCUAAACAGAGAAGAUUACCUUGUUAGAAAGCAUCAGCUAUGUGUCAGAAGAAAGAGUUGUUGAUAGUAAUUGUUUCAUUUCUUGUCCCAUUUUGUAGUUCCAUAGAUACCAUUUCCUUUAACCAAUCUCUCAAAGAUGGUGAUUUGUUGAUCUCUUCAGGGAAAUCUUUUGCUUUGGGUUUCUUUGGGAAUUCCCCUGGUAAACGUUACGUCGGAAUUUGGUACAACAAUGUUCCUGAACUAACUGUUGUUUGGGUUGCCAACAGAGACAAUCCUGUUAAUGGCACAUCUGGGAUUCUCACCAUCGAUUCAACUGGAAAUCUUGUUGUACAUCUCGAUGCGGAAACAAAAACUGUAGCCUGGAGAACAACUGUUUCUUCAGCUACAAAACGAGCAGACUCGUAUACAGCUAAGCUGGAGGAUUCAGGGAAUUUUAUAUUGUUUCAAGACUCCAAAAUGGAUGUUACUGAGUGGCAGAGCUUUGAUUAUCCUACCAAUACUUUGCUUCCUUCAAUGAAAUAUGGAAUAGACAAGAGGACGGGUUUGAACCGGUUUCUAACUUCCUGGAAAUCGUUGAACGAUCCAGGCACUGGAGAGUAUCGUUACACAAUGGAGCUCAAUGGGACACCUCAAGUUUUCUUGUACAAGAACUCUAGCAGGAUUUGGCGGACAGGAUCCUGGACGGGUCAUGGUUGGAGUGGUGUACCAGAAAUGAGCCCACGAUUCAUCUUCAGCCUUAGUUAUGUGGACAAUGAUACCGAGGUUUCCUUGACAUAUGGCAUACAUGAUAGUUCAAUAAUCUCAAGAAUGGUCCUGAAUGAAUCCGGAAUCGUGAACCGGUUAACUUGGCAAGAGAGUGAGCAAAAGUGGGUGCAAUUUUGGUCUGCCCCUAAAGACCCUUGUGACAAUUAUGAACAUUGUGGAGCAUUUAGCAAUUGCAAUCUGUUCAAUUUGGCUGAAUUUGAAUGCAGUUGUCUUCCAGGGUACGAGCCAAAGCUAAGCCGACAAUGGUUCUUGAGAGAUGGCUCUCAUGGAUGUUUGAGGAAGAAAAAUGAAGAGGUGUGCAACAGUGGUGAGGGGUUUGUCACAUUAAGUCAUGUGAAGAUCCCCGACACGGGUGCAGCUCGGAUGAACAAGAGCAUGGGAUUGAAGGAAUGUGAAGAGUUGUGUCUGAAGAACUGCUCCUGCACAGCCUAUGCAAGUGCUAAUAUUAGUGCAGGAGGAAGUGGAUGCAUCACUUGGUAUGGUGAGUUGACAGACAUAAAGCAAUUUACAGAUGGGGCCCAAGAUUUAUAUAUCAGAGUCUCUGCAUCUGAUUUAGCGCAAUUCUCGAAGAAUUCAAGAGGCCAUAAUAGGAAAAGAACGAUAGGGAUUCUAGUAGGGUCUGCUGCAGCAAUAAUUCUUGCACUCUCUUUGGCAUGUUGUUUGGUUAUCAAUAUAAGGAGAAAUGAUAAUGAGAGAAGUGAAAGUUUAGCAUGCUAUGACGGCAUGGAUGAAAGUAAACAUGCAGAAAUCUCAAUCUUUGAUCUAACCACAAUAACUAAUGCCACUGAUAAGUUCUCUGAUGCUAACAAACUUGGUGAAGGAGGAUUUGGUAGCGUAUACAAGGGUCACCUGACAGAUGGACAAGUAAUAGCUGUCAAAAGACUUUCAGUAACUUCAGGGCAAGGGACGGAGGAGUUCAAGAAUGAAGUCACACUAAUUGCAAGACUUCAGCACAGAAAUUUGGUGAGGCUUUUAGGAUGUUGCGUUCAACGAGGAGAGAAGAUGUUGGUUUAUGAAUAUAUGCCAAACAAAUCCUUGGACAGUUUUAUUUUUGAUAAAACAAAAGGGUCUUUGUUGGAUUGGGGAAAACGGUUUGAAAUCAUACAUGGGAUUGCACGAGGAAUGUUAUACCUUCACCAAGACUCUAGACUAAGAAUUAUUCAUAGGGAUCUAAAAGCAAGCAAUGUUUUACUCGAUGCCUCCAUGCAACCAAAAAUAUCAGACUUUGGAAUGGCCAGAAUAUUUGGAGGUGACCAAAUGGAAGCAAACACAAAUCGAGUUGUUGGAACAUAUGGUUAUAUGUCACCUGAAUAUGCAAUGGUAGGGCACUUUUCAGCAAAGUCUGAUGUUUUCAGUUUCGGGGUUUUGUGUUUGGAAAUUAUCACUGGCAGAAAGAACAACAGUCAUAAGGAUCAGGAGCAAUCUCGACAUUUAGUUGGAUAUGUUUGGGAUCUUUGGAAGGAUGAAAAGGCUUUAGAUGUUGUUGAUCCAUUGUUAGGUGGCUCAUAUGAAGCUUGUGAAGUUUUGAGAUGCAUCCACAUUGGCCUUUUGUGUGUACAACCGUUUACAGAUGACAGACCGACUAUGUCAGAAGUGGUCUUCAUGCUGUGCAAUGAAACAAAUCUUCCUUUCCCUAAACAACCUAGCCUUAUAUUCAGAUCAGAGAAUCAUAGUUCAGUUAAACACUCUUCAUCAGCAAGUAUAGCAACAUCUUCUGUCAACGAUAUGUCUAUUUCAACAGUUCAUGGUCGCUAGAGCUUAUGCUAACUAUUCAAGAACUAUUUUGAAAGAAAUACAGAAUUCCUUUUUCUGUA
Solanum stenotomum is the source of this 2594-nucleotide messenger RNA. Its product is annotated as G-type lectin S-receptor-like serine/threonine-protein kinase At1g11410. Gene Ontology annotation, biological process: recognition of pollen; protein phosphorylation. The transcript is spliced from 7 exons. Lineage: Eukaryota; Viridiplantae; Streptophyta; Magnoliopsida; Solanales; Solanaceae. The record is from RefSeq and is a predicted model, not a curated record. The coding region runs from base 55 to 2535 and encodes 826 amino acids. Gene Ontology annotation, molecular function: protein serine/threonine kinase activity; ATP binding.